This is a messenger RNA of Metarhizium brunneum ARSEF 3297, 1737 nucleotides long. It is a transcript of the gene HEXB, whose product is annotated as Beta-hexosaminidase. The record is from RefSeq and is a predicted model, not a curated record. Lineage: Eukaryota; Fungi; Ascomycota; Sordariomycetes; Hypocreales; Clavicipitaceae. Gene Ontology annotation, molecular function: beta-N-acetylglucosaminidase activity. Gene Ontology annotation, cellular component: membrane. Gene Ontology annotation, biological process: carbohydrate metabolic process; glycosaminoglycan metabolic process.
AUGCUCAACAACGCCAUCAUUGCUGUAGCCGCCCUUGCGGCGCUCCGUCCCGUCGACGCCAUCUGGCCCGUUCCCCAGCAAAUCUCCACCGGACAAGAUGUUCUUUUUGUUGACAAGUCCAUUCAAGUCACUUACAAUGGCGAGCCUGUCUCGCACGAUGGCGCCGGCGAGACCAAAGAGUCACCCAGCUCCAGCAGUCAGGUCGUUCAUGGUGCUGUUGCACGCAGCUUAACUGCCAUUUUUGAACAUGGUCUUGUGCCGUGGAUGCUGAACCCGCCGGGAUCCGACUUUGAGCCCGCCCUGGAUGGCGGCGCGGGCAAAGUCACGUCCUUGACCAUUACCCAGACCGGAGAGGACAACGCCACCGUCUUCAAGCCCCUCGCCGGCCAAGUCGACGAGUCGUACUCGCUCCAUCUCGAGGCAAAUGGCGAAGCGUCCAUCGAGGCCGUCACCUCGACCGGUCUUGUCCGCGGCCUCGAGUCCUUCACCCAGCUCUUCUUCAAGCACAGCUCCGGCGACGCCUUUUACACCAAGCAAGCGCCCGUAUCUAUCCAGGAUGCGCCGCGAUUUCCUCACCGCGGCCUGGUCCUCGACCUCAGCCGGCACUGGUUCGCCGUCGACGACAUCAAGAGGACCAUUGACGGCCUGGCCAUGAACAAGAUGAACGUGAUACACCUGCACAUCACCAACACCCAGUCCUGGCCCCUCGAGGUCCCAGCCCUCCCCAAGCUUGCCGAAAAGGGCCGCUACGCCCCCGGCCUCACCUACUCGCCGCAGGCCAUCCAAGAAAUCCAAGAGUACGGCGUCGCCCGUGGCGUCCAGGUGCUUCUGGAGAUCGACAUGCCCGGCCACGUCGGCAUCGACAAGGCCUACCCGGGCCUGAGCGUCGCAUACAACGAGAAGCCGUACGACAAGUACUGCGCGCAGCCGCCCUGCGGCGCCCUCAAGCUCAACAACACCGACGUCGAGAACUUCGUCUCCACCCUCUUCGACGACCUGCUCCCCCGCCUGAGCCCAUACUCGGCCUACUUCCACACCGGCGGCGACGAGUACAAGGCCACCAACUCGCUGCUAGACCCGGACCUGCAGACGGACAACAUGACGCUGCUCCAGCCCCUGCUGCAGCGGUUCCUCGACCACGCCCACAACAACAUCCGCGGGCACGGCCUCGUCCCCAUCGUCUGGGAGGAAAUGGUGGAAGAAUGGUCCGCCGACGUGGGCAACGACACCGUCGUCCAGGCCUGGCUCGGCUCGGCGUCGGUCGCGAAGCUCGCCGCCGCCGGCCACAAGGUCAUCGACUCCACCUUCGAUGUCUACUACCUCGACUGCGGCCGCGGCCAGUGGCUCGACUUCAAAGACGGGCCGAGCCUCGACGCCGCGUACCCCUUUGCCGACUACUGCUCGCCCACCAAGAACUGGCGGCUCAUCUACAGCCACGACCCGGUGGAAAACAUGACGGCCGAGGCGGCCGCCAACGUCAUUGGCGGCGAGGUGGCCGUGUGGACGGAGAUGAUUGACCCCGUGAGCCUCGACACCCUCGCGUGGCCGCGCGCCGCCGCCGCCGGGGAGGCCUGGUGGUCGGGGCGCAAGGACGGCGAGGGCAAUCUUCGGUCAGUGUUCACGGCCCGGCCGCGACUGGAGGAGAUGAGGGAGCGCAUGCUGGCGCGGGGCGUGAGAGGCGCCGUCAUUUCGCAGCUGUUUUGCGGGCAGUCGCCGCUGGAGGAUUGCGCGGCGUAG